This is a messenger RNA of Paraphaeosphaeria sporulosa, 725 nucleotides long. RefSeq lists its product as uncharacterized. NCBI's taxonomy places the organism in Eukaryota, Fungi, Ascomycota, Dothideomycetes, Pleosporales, Didymosphaeriaceae. The record is from RefSeq and is a predicted model, not a curated record. The coding region runs from base 191 to 580 and encodes 129 amino acids. The transcript has a single exon.
AGGCUAGGCGUGACGAAGGUGAUGAGCACAGCUGUCCGGGGUCGCAUGCGGCAACCCCAGCAAAUCACGCUGUCGGGACCAAUAGCAUCUGCUUGCCGCCACAAAAGGGGUCGCGGGCCCUGAGGAACCGUUGUCGCGGGUCGCGGCUUCUUCGAUGGCGUGCCGCUAGCUGCACCAGGCGCCCGUAAUCAUGGCCAGCCUGCGGCCAGAGCAAGUGUGCCCCAGGAUUCCGUGCCCUCCAGUUCCCUUGCGAGACCCAUCCUCUACGCCGCAUCGUCGCAUUCUUUGUCGCAGGGUUGUGGGCGGUCGCGCAGCAUUCUUUGGGUGGGAAACCGUUGUUGAGGCGUUGCUACCACCACUAUUGCUACAGGAACAUGGAAUGAGAGCGAAGCGGUUCACUUUCACCAAGACCGUCUUCCCACCGGAUCAUCUUUGCGCCCACCUUUCACUGCGGCCGCCACCCAAGCACGAUAUGGAACCGAAAGACGAUUCUUCCGAGCCUUUGUCCAGCGACUUUCCGCCUCACUUCGCACACGCCUCCGCCACGGACACUCGAACCACGGCGCACUACUGCUCGUGAGAGCCGCAACUUCAACGCGUCUAUACCGCCCACCCACGACGCUCCUUUUACCUGCCGCGUUGCGCGGCCUAGACUAGGCUGCUCAACUUUACCUUCUUGACCCACCCCAUUCGCACGACCCUACAUAUUGUACGGGAGUGUAGUG